CACUUAUUUCAGCGGUUCAAUUUUAUUUAUCCAAGUGACUUCUACCAUUUCGCUACUCUGUGAACAUGGCAAGGAAUCAUUACAAACUACUGUUUUCAAACUUUUUCACCGCAUACUUGGUGACCUUUGUUCCGUGUGUCCGCGCUGAUUCAGAUAACCUGGUCCAAACCGUGAACAAUUAUUUCAAGCGCCAUUCGAGGGAAGCCACUUGGACGGCAAAAGACUACAACGUUCAGUCACACGAGAACCGGCCGGUAUACAGUUACGGUCUUGUUUUCACCCCCGAGAACAAGCUGAAAAGUUUCCCACGCCGGUUGACCACUCAUGAUAGCAAAGCCCCGAUUCCGGAUUCAUUCGAUGCCAGAACACAGUGGCCCAACUGCGCCACCUUCCAGAACAUUCGUGCCCAAGGCGUCUGUCCGUCUUGUUGGGCCGUAUCAGCCGCAGCAGUACUUUCGGACCGAUUAUGCAUCGCUUUAGGCGAUUCCGACCCAUCAUACCGAAACAUAUCCAUAUCCGCCCAAGAUGCUUUGGUCUGUAGCGGGAAUGUUGGUUACAGAGUAUGUUCACAAGGAGGACAACUGGAGACACCGUACGAAAUGUUCGCCAGCCAGGGCUUGGUCACAGGCGGGGAGUACCGCAGUGGACUGGGCUGUAUGCCCUACCAGGCAUACACACAGCAGGAUACUCAGACGGUAACAACGUCCAGCUGCACCAAGUCCUGCUCCAACAGAGUCUACGCGAAGACGUAUCGGGAUGAUAAACGAUUAGGUUCAAAAUGGUACGGUAUGGGAAUUAAGUUUGAAAGGUACAACGGUGCAGCUGCCAUCGAUAAGGUCAUCGAAGAAGCACAGAGAGAACUGAUGACCAACGGCCCGGUGACCAUUGGUAUUGAUGCUUACGCUGACUUGGAAUCGUAUUCUUCUGGUGUUUAUCGGCAUGUAACCGGUGAUUACAAAGGCGGCCACGCGAUGAAGCUGAUCGGCUGGGGCACGGAACGCGGCACGGACUAUUGGCUGAUAGCCAAUUCCUGGGGUAAACAAUGGGGUAUGGACGGCGUAAUGAAGUUCCUGCGGGGAUCAAAUCACUGCGGCGUGGAGAAUUAUUUCAUCACAGCGCUGCCACAAAACAUUGCUCCGCCCCCAACACCUACCACUCCCGCUACUACCACGACACUCGGGAUAACCGACACCUCGUCUGCGGCAACGAACGAGAUGACCACCACCACCAAGCGACCAGUGCCCACGUCAACACCGAGGAUUCCACAGACCCCGCCCGCGCAGCCCCCGAAUUUUAAUCCUAACCGGCAUCCGCCCUGCUACCGACCGCUCGUUGCGCCGGUCUUUAAUACACGCGGGACACGGAUAGUAGCCUGCCGCCAUCCAUGGUGGCGACACUGUUUCAUGUUCAUUUUUGGCCCCUACGCCUGUAGUUUGUAACCAGUAUCUUCCUUGUUGUUUUUUUAGCAACCUAGCAUAUUUGUGCAAACCAUGGCUCACAGAGCGUGAGUGUUUUCCGAA
Molecule: messenger RNA, 1520 nt
Organism: Paramacrobiotus metropolitanus
Lineage: Eukaryota; Metazoa; Tardigrada; Eutardigrada; Parachela; Macrobiotidae
Product: cathepsin B-like cysteine proteinase 4
Exons: 6
Coding region: 66-1439 (457 amino acids)
Cellular component (GO): lysosome
Molecular function (GO): cysteine-type endopeptidase activity
Source: RefSeq, a predicted model, not a curated record